AUGAUCAAAAAAAAUUUACUUUAUUGUCAUGUCUAUUCAUGUCCACAUACAUGGACAUUUUAUCACAAUAUUACAAAUAAUUUUCCUAGUGAAUUAUUUCGAUGUGUUCGUGUAAUAUCAUUACAUGAUGAAUGUCCAUUUGAACAUGAUUUUUAUCUUCGAAUUGCUCAUUCAUCUCCAUUUAUUAAAAAAUUAAAUUUACAUAAUUAUCAAUCGCAACAAAAUGAUCAUGCUCAAUGGCCAAUAAUUAAAUAUCCUCAUCUUAUUGAAAUUGAUCUUGUUAAAACACAUGAAGAUUAUCUUGAAGAACUUUUAAAUAAUAGAAAGAUAUAUUUAUUAGACAAUGUUCAUCUUCGUGUAUCUUAUGAUUCUUUAAAAAAUCAGCGAUCGAUUUUACAAGAGAUGCAACGCGUAUUAAUUGUUCGAAAAUCAUUCGUCUUAUGGUGUUUGACUAUACAGUAG
Molecule: messenger RNA, 462 nt
Organism: Rotaria socialis
Lineage: Eukaryota; Metazoa; Rotifera; Eurotatoria; Philodinida; Philodinidae
Source: the annotation of a GenBank genome assembly